UAGAAAUAUCAACCAAAUCAUAUACAUUGGACGGACAGCAUAAUUCUAAUUAUAGUUAAUUUUCUCCUCCUUCCUAUGUAUAAAUAAAAUACCUGCCUAUUUCCAUAAUCGCACAUCUCAAGUGAAAAAGUUGCAGUUCAUAAGGAAAGAAAAUGAAAGGUGGUCAGUUGGUCUCAAUAUCUUUUUUUGUUCUACUUUUUUCAGUAGCUGCUAGACCCACCGAUGUAAGUAUACUUAAAAGGAUCCAUCUUAAGCUGUUUUUACAAUACUUUCUUUUGUCAAGCUGAUCUACGCGAUGAUCUUAAUGAUUUUUUUUUCCAAAUGCAGAAUGAUUGUGUUUACACGUUGUACGUGAAGACGGGUUGGAUGAUGAAAGCAGGGACGGACUCGAGGAUCAGUGUAGUUCUGGGCGAUUCGUUCGGGCGGUCAGUUUGGAUUCCAGAACUCCGUUCAUGGGGUUUAAUGCCAUACGCCCACGACUACUUCGAACGUGGCAACCUUGAUGUCUUCAGUGGGCGAGGUAGCUGCAUCGGCUCUCCCUGCCGCCUCAACUUGACCUCCGAUGGCUCGGAGUGGCACCAUGGCUGGUACUGCGACUACAUCGAGGUCACGUCCACCGGACCUCAACAACCAUGCGCCCAGACCGUGUUCUAUGUUGAUCAGUGGUUGGCCACUGAUAUUCCCCCUUUCCAGUUAACGGCGUUUCGUGAUGGGUGCUAUAUGCGGGAUGAGCCUCGCAAGCGUGGCAGGAAUGUGCCUCUCAUUGUUGGGAAUCCCGAAAGACCUGCUUGAUGGCUGCCUUUUGGGUUCAAAAUAGUUGCUAAUAAUGUGGCAGAGAUGGCAGUGAGAGGUUUAAUUUGGUCCGGUUGUUUCGGAGAUCUUUGCAUUUUUGGAUCUCUAGUAGAUAUGCUUUUCCUUCUUAGUUCUUUAAUCAAUUUAAAAUAGAUAAAUGAGUUUUGGAUAGUUA
Molecule: messenger RNA, 967 nt
Organism: Gossypium raimondii (Peruvian cotton)
Lineage: Eukaryota; Viridiplantae; Streptophyta; Magnoliopsida; Malvales; Malvaceae
Product: PLAT domain-containing protein 3
Exons: 1
Coding region: 322-792 (156 amino acids)
Molecular function (GO): protein binding
Source: RefSeq, a predicted model, not a curated record